ACUCUCAGUUUCCGGUUCAAUAUGGCAACCAGGUGGGGAAUCUGUAGCGCUGGGAAGAUCAGUCAUGACUUCACUGUGGCUCUGAAAACUCUUCCUGCUGAAGACCAUCAGGUUGUGGCUGUGGCAGCACGCAAGUUAGAGGAUGCACAGGAGUUUGCCAAAAAGCACAGCAUCUCUCGAGCAUAUGGCAGCUAUGAGGAGCUGGCAAGAGAUCCAGAUAUAGAUGUGGUGUAUAUUGGCGUUAUCCACCCCUACCAUCUGAGCACUUGUCUGCUCUUUAUGAAUGCCAAGAAGAAUGUGCUGUGUGAGAAGCCGCUGGCCAUGAACACCAAGGAGGUGAAGGAGAUUCUGGCCUCUGCCAAGAGGAACAACGUCUUCCUCAUGGAGGCUGUCUGGACCCGCUUCUUCCCGGCCUCAGUGGAGAUCAGACGGCUGCUGGCUCAGGGGGAGGUGGGAGAGGUGAAGUUGGUGAGAUCAGAGUUUGGCGUACCAGUGAUGCAUUUGCCAAGAUCAGCGCAGAAGGAGCUGGGCGGAGGAGUAAUGCUGGAUAUUGGGGUCUACUGCCUGCAGUUUAUAUGCAUGGUGUAUAAUGGAGAGAAACCAGAGUGCAUCCAGGCCAUGGGGAUCUGCCGUGAGACAGGAGUGGAUGAGACUUUAGCUGUCACACUGAAGUUCUCCAACAACAGGAUGGCAGUUUUCUCUUGCUCUUCAGGUGUAAAGCUGCCCAAUGAUGCCAUCAUUGUGGGCACAAAGGGCAUCAUCAGGAUUCCUGACCAUAUGUGGUGCCCAACAUCAUUAGUGGUGAAUGGGAAGGAGACUGAGUUCCCAGUGCCAGAACCCUGUUUACCUCUCAACUUCCUCAACAGUACAGGGAUGCGUUAUGAAGCAGAGGAGGUUCGACAGUGUUUGCUCAAAGGGCUGAAGGAGAGUACAGUUAUGUCCCAUGCUGACUCUCUUCUGCUGGCUGAGGUGGAGGACGAGAUUCGCAGGCAGGUGGGCGUGGUGUACAGCCAGGACUGCCAGUAAAUGUUAACCAUAAACAUGGAUCAUUUUCUCUUGUUGUAUAAACAACUUCAUUAUGGAGAAUAAAUGGUUCUUGUUUCAGCUGGAUUUAACAUGAA
Molecule: messenger RNA, 1121 nt
Organism: Plectropomus leopardus (leopard coralgrouper)
Lineage: Eukaryota; Metazoa; Chordata; Actinopteri; Perciformes; Serranidae
Gene: dhdh.2
Product: dihydrodiol dehydrogenase, tandem duplicate 2
Molecular function (GO): nucleotide binding
Source: RefSeq, a predicted model, not a curated record